Molecule: messenger RNA, 3685 nt
Organism: Diorhabda carinulata
Lineage: Eukaryota; Metazoa; Arthropoda; Insecta; Coleoptera; Chrysomelidae
Gene: chn
Product: zinc finger protein Xfin
Exons: 4
Coding region: 325-3075 (916 amino acids)
Biological process (GO): regulation of transcription by RNA polymerase II
Cellular component (GO): chromosome
Molecular function (GO): chromatin insulator sequence binding
Source: RefSeq, a predicted model, not a curated record
AGGUGGGUGGUUGGCAAGGGUGGUCGGGCCGGGCGCAAUAGUGGGGUGGCUUUGGGGUGAGGGUGAGGGGGGGUAGGAAGCCCUAGGCGGGCAGUGGGUGCCGCAGUAUUGGGUGGGUCAGACAUCGUAGGAGUAAGCGUUUCAUGCGUUUGCUCCUCAAUCAUUAUUUUCUUUCUAUAAUCUUAUAAUUACUGUGAGAUAUCGAAGUGUCACUUCGUGUGUGUGUGUGUGUGUUUUCACCGAUUGUAUGCAGAUGCUGUCAUGUUAUUGUAUACGUUAUACAACGUGGUUUUAAACCCCCCUCUGUGAGACGGUUUCUCCACUAUGGAAGUGGCAAUGCCUAUGACAGGUAGUGCCAUCGAUUGUUAUGAGGAUAUGUUCAAAGAGAUAACCAGAAAACUCUAUGGAGAAGAUGGUUUACCAGAACUAAGUGCCAAUGAGAGGUUAGCUUCCACAAGUACAGAUCGGGGUUUAACGCCCAUAGAAUACGAAGUAGAAAAUCCAAUUCUCAAACCUGAAGAACAUUUAACAGCAUUUGGCUUGGCUGCUUUAAUGCAAAAUGGUUUCCCACCCAGCGGUAUACUCAACCCUAAUUUCCAAUGUCAUAAGCCAAACAACGGAACAAUUUUAAAUACUAAUUGUGAAGAUAAAUGGAUAUCCAGUGAAGAUAAUUUACAGUGGACACAAUCUAAAAUAGCAACUUAUAAUCCCGCUCAAAAAUUGUAUAAAUGUUCAGAAUGUGAUUGUGUGGGUUAUCUUCUUAGAGUAGCUGAACAUUGGUUAGGAACACACUCUUCAGUGAGAGCGUUUCACUGUCCCCAGUGUCCUUACGAGAGUGCUUGGGCCAGAUGCGUUAGAAUACAUUUAAAUAGGCAACACAACAUUAAUACUGACGAAUCAUGCGAUACAUUAACCAAAGAUAACCCCGUAAUUCAAGAAAUUGUGAAAUAUUUACAAAAAUUAAAAAACAAAUUAGACAGUAAUUGCAAUAAAGUUCCAGCAUCUAGUACUGUACAAAGUGAAGACUAUCACAAUCAAUCGAUUAAUAAUACUUCAACUAUUUCAAAUAAUUCCCAAGUAUUGGGAAAUUCAUCAUCUGCUAGUCCUGAACAAACCAGUACUUCAACCAAACGUUAUAGCUGUACUUUUUGUCCGUAUGCAACAGAUAGAAGAGACUUAUUUACUAGACACGAAAAUAUUCAUAGAGAAGAGAAACCUUUUCAGUGCUAUGUCUGUCAAAAACAAUUCAAUAGAGCAGAUCAUGUCAAAAAGCAUUUUUUAAGAAUGCAUAGAGAUCAUCCUUACGAUUUGAAUAGGAUCAGGAGACAUCCUCCUAAAAAUGCGUCAGGAAUGUCUUACUAUCAAAAAUAUAAUUCCAACAUCACAAAUCAAACCAAUGAUUUGUCGACAAUAAGUUCCUUAUCUAUUCCUGGUUUUAAUAAUAUGUCGAGAGCUCCUCAAAUGAAUACGCGAGUUCCACAAUCCGAUAUAAAAACCAAUGUCAAAACUGGAAAUAUUUCCCGAAGUAACGGAAAGAAAAAAGGAGAAAAACGUUUUACGUGUUGUUACUGUUCGUGGAGUGGCGUGGAUAAUUGGUGUCUUAAGAGACACAUGAAUACGCAUUUAAAACCAUUUGUUUGCAGUUUAUGCGACUACAAAGCUGCAAGAUCGGAGAGACUUGCCACUCAUGUGUUGAAAGUGCAUAACAAGAGAGCCUGUAGCAAAUGCCAGUUCUUAGCUGAUGAUUUAACACAGUUGUCCGUACACCAACAGGAACAACACCCGUUGGAACAAAGGAGUAGGACAAAUAAUAGUAAUAUUUUAAGAGCAAACACUUUUAAUGGAAGCGCUUCCACAUCUACUUCCAACUCUAUUACUAAUUCCAACCCUGGACCUUGCAGCAGCGUCCAAUCGCAAGGUCUCUUUAAAACACAUGAUUUGAGUACAGCAGCAGCGAUGCUUCAACAAAGUAAUCGAUUCCUUCAGACAGAUGCUAAAACUUGGAAACAUCACAUCCCUAAACAACAUGGAGCAGCUCGUCUUUUUAGUUAUAUGGAAGCGAGUGAUGGAUCUGAACCAGAGAGUGAGCCAAGAGUAGCUGAAGAUAUGAGUAGGAUGAAUCUUACCCAUAGAAUUCAGUCGGAUUUUCCUGAGGCGGGAGAUGUUGGCAAUCAGGCUGACGAAGAAAAUGGAGAAGAAAUGGAACUUCCCCUUUUCGUCUGCCAAACGUGCGGUUGCGAGUUUGAAGAUGAUCUUUCUUUAGAGUCCCAUCAAUAUACUCACCGGCACAGUGCAGCAUCUCCCGCUAAGACUGAGCAUUCAAAGGAGAAUGUGAACCCAGAUUUAAAAUAUCAUUGUCGUUUAUGUGAUGCAGCUUAUGAACACCAAUCCUCUAUCAUAGAACACAUGACUAUUCACUCUACUUUGAGUGCCGAAACAUUAGGUCCGCCUGUAGUACCAAAUCACCGAUCAAGAAAACAAAAUCGACCUAAAAAGUUAGUUUUGCCAUUUUGGGACCCAGAUGAAAUAGAUGUAUUGAGACACUUGAGUGCAAAGCUAAGAAGAUGGAAAGAAACAUUAUCAGCUUCCACUUUUGGUGUUAAUAGGUUAGUAGAUAAAUAUAUGGCUAAGCUGGUAACUAGAAGCGGCCGGGUGUGUAUAUGGUGUAAAAAUACCUGUUUAAGUAGAUACCAUACCAAAGCAACUUUAGCUCUCCAUCAUUACUGGAGGCAUACCAGAAAAAAAUUCAAAUGUGAACAUUGUGAUAUGGCAUUUAAACAUCGAUAUCAAUGUGUAUUACAUAGCAGUCGUGUACAUACCAAUCAGAAGUCUCAAUUCGUGCCUAUGGUGCUUCCCAAAGAACCUACUCAUUCAGCACUGAGUGCCGAAUCUUUGUGCUCUUCCCAGGACACCAGUCUCUUCUUUAGCAACCCUCAUACUGUAUAUGUACCUGACGCAACAAUGUCUAAUGCACAUAAACUGGGAAUGUCUUUCUUUGAUCAUUCUUUUAUUCAUCCAACUAACGCUAUAAAUAACCACAUGCCAAUUAUAAUACCAACAUUUCCACCCAAUUAAGUUUGCUUGAAUUUCAUUAAUUAUGCAUAGAAUUUUCCUGAAAAUAAAAAUGUGUAAAUAUAUAAACUUCAUCUAAAACUUCAUUCAUUGAAAUUUGUUGUUGUUAAGUAAAAAAAUAUUUAUUUUGAUAAUGCAAUUGUACAAAUAUGUCUCAUGAUAACAUGUAAUUGUCAUUUGGGGAAGUAAUUUGGAUUUUAGUGAAUAUCAUUGUAGAUCAAUAACAGUUCAGAUCAAAUUUAAUAUCACUGUUUAUUGACUCUUUAAUCGUUCCCCCGCGUUCAUAAAACUUUCAUUUCAAUUUCUAGCUAAAGGAUUAGUAAACCUAACUUGAGAAGACUAACUUUGAAAAAUCUGAGAUCAGUCUGUCUUACCUCGGUCAUUAGUAAUCUAUAUCACAGCGGCUAAAUUCUCUUAUAUUAUAUAAUGUUAAUCUUCCUUGUCGGUUGAGUAGAAUUGAGAAAAUCGUUAAUUUCUUAUUGCUCCUUCAAAAUAUAAAUUUGGAAAAUAUCUUAUGUUCACAACUGUUAGUAUAAUAUAUAUGGAACUGACAAGUUUUGAAAUGAAGAUGUAAAUUGUUCUUCCUCGUUUCCUUUCUAGCAAACAUGCAAAA